GUACGGAGUACCUACCUAGGUACUUUAUCACCAGACAAAGAAGCUAGAAUCUUUCCAACUUCUUUCUUUAUGAUAGAUCAUCACCACAAGUAACAAAAUCUUUUGAUCUGAUAUUAUGACGCCCAAAAGGAGUGAUUCUACAUCCAAAGUCCCCUGUUAAUUAGCACAAAGACGUUGCCCCCCUCCACGUCGCCAGUCAGACAGCGGAUGCCAACCAAGCGCCAGCGCCAGCCUCCUUCAAGCUAACAAACCAUCAUCUCGUCCCAAUUCUCCCACACGGACGGACCCCAGUUCGCAAGCUUCCGAUCCAGUCAACACGCACGCCCGAUCUUUUCCCCCAUUCAGCCUUGUCCUGCCCAGACAGUGUCAGCCCAAGGGGAUAGAAAGUUUGACAAACCAAGAUACAUCGUACUGUAUAGCUGUCUCGACUUGCAACUCCGUACUCCGUAGAUGUCUUGUCGUUCCCCAUUCGAUCCCUGGAAUUCGCACAACAAUAAAUCAACUGCUUUGCUUUGCUCCCCCUGCAUCGGCAGCACCCGCCUCACCGAACUAGUCUACGCAAGACAGAGACACGCAGCAGAUACGACGACAGAUUAUCACCUGCACAACACAAACGGCGACAUCCUUUCGCCCAAUUCCCCCCUUAAUUCGCGACGAUCGCGACCACUUCCUGCGUACGUCUACGCCUACGUCACCCACUGCAUCGCCAGUCGAUCUUCGAUAAUCCUUCCACCGCUAUAGCGAGCUUUUGGCUCUUACUUCCCCUCCGAUAGAAUCGAAAAAAAGAGACCACAUAAUCACCACAUCAAUCGAAGGGGCUGGACAAGGCAGACAUCAUGCCGGGGUUCGCUGAUUCCUUCUGGUCCAGCGAUUAUGCUGCUGGACUUGGUGUCCUGUUCAGCAAGCUUCAACAAGGUGUUCAUGAGAACAGACAGGUUCUGACCAUCGCACGCCUACGCGCCGAAGCCGAGGAGACGUAUGGUCAGCGACUUGGCGAUAUUGCUCCAUCGGCCGACAAGAUCACGGGUGGCUUCAGCCGUGAUGACGGAGCUACCGUUCGCAAGGCCUUCGAUGGCAUGCGAAAUGAGAUGCAAGAUGCUGCUCGCAACCACCGUCGCAUCGCCCAGAGCAUCCGCGACCUCGUUGUUAACCCCUUCUCCCGCUGGUGCGACGCUCACGAAGCUCGUAUCCAGGACUCUCAAGAUGAGCUGCAAGUGCGCAUCAAAGCUCACGAUCGUCAGGCUGAGGCAGUCAAGAAGCUCCGAUCCGUUUAUUUCAACAAAUGCCGACUAGUAGAGGACCUUGAAGAGGAAAAUAAGCUUGCUUUCCAGGAUCCUGAAACCAGCCCCAAAGGCAAUCAAAAUAUUCCCGAGAUUAAGGUUCAGCCUCAUAAGGAGGAGGAGCCCGAAGAGGAAGAGCUAUAUGAAAUUGGCGACGACACUUACCAGCCUGAGCAAGUGAAGAAGAUUCUUUCCCAGAUGCUUUCCAGCAUCAAGAUGGGUGAGACUAAGGUGCCAAUCCUGGGAACAUAUCUCAACACUUCCUCCGGUUCCGACAUCGUCGAAUAUUUGCAGCGUAGCAUGGGCAACAUCGGCGUGGCUUAUGCUGAGCGAAUUGGUCAAGAUCUUGUUAACAACGGUUUCCUUCGUCUCAUCGGUAAUGUGGGAAGUACAUUUGCCAACAGCUCUAAGAUGUUUUACCAAUGGCGACCCAAGGCUUUCCAAAUGGCUGGUGUUCCCGAAAAAAAGUCUAUUAACCGCACUUUCUCACUGGCUUCUACCGGCUCUGAGGGCGCUGAUUCUCCCGUUGGAACUGUCAGCGAGUAUCUUGCCAACUGGAAUGUUCUCAACAACUCUCACCCUAACGAGACCCCUAGCCAGCGCCUUAAGCGAGAGGCUUCCGAAGCCGAUGAGAAGUACCGCGAGGGCGUCCGCAAGCUUGACCAACUUCGAUGCGAGCUUGAGGAGGCUAUUCAUCUUCAUCUCAAGUUCCUUGAGCGUUGCGAGCUUGACCGUCUAAAGGCUGUCAAGACUGUUAUCCUCGACUUCUCGGGCACCAUUGGAAACGUCAUCCCAAGCCUGCAGUCUACUGUAGACCAGAUGAUGCUCUUCCAGGAGACCAUCCAACCCCAGAGCGAUCUGCGUUAUCUUCUCGAGACCUAUCGCACCGGAAGUUUCGUGCCCAAGGUGGUCGUCUAUGAGAACUAUUAUAAUAAGGUCGAUGAGCAGACAUUUGGUAUCGAUCUUGAGGCGCGCGCCAGAGCUGACAAGAAGCGCGUGCCCAUGAUUGUUACCACCAUCUUGACCUAUUUAGACCACCAUUACCCUGAUCUUGAAGGUGACGAGGCUCGGCGAGGUGUGUGGCUGCUGGAAGUUCCGCUAUCGCAAUCUCACCGUCUACGCGCCAAGGUUAAUGACGGCAAGCCUGUUUCUCCUGAUGUAUUUGAUGAAUUUGAUAUCCCCACGGUUGCCAGUUUGCUCAAGGUCUAUCUUCUGGAGCUACCUGAUUCUCUGGUCUCCUCUCACGUUUAUGAGAUUAUCCGAACUAUUUACUCUACCCCAUCUACUGACGCUGAUGAGUCCUCUCGCAUUGCUGCUCUCCAAUCUACUCUAUCACAGCUCCGCCUCACCAAUAUUGCCACUCUCGAUGCUUGCAUGAACCACUUCACUCGCCUGAUCGACCUGACUUCUGCCGAUGAAGCUUAUGUUGCGUCUCUUGCCACCACACUUGCGCCUUGUAUCCUGCGGCCACGAACUGAGACCUCACUCACUAUGGAAGAGAAGCAUGCGUACCGACUGGUCCGAGAUCUGUUUGCCCACAAGGAUGCCAUCUUCAGUGCACUGAAGCGUAUGUCUAUGGUUACACACUCCACUUCUGUUGGUAGCAACAACCGCCCUCGAGCUAUUAGUACCGACGAAAGCAACCGCAAGGCCCUUAUGGAAGAGCGGAAUAGAGCUCUGCUUGAAAAGGCCAAUGCUAGCCGCGGCCGUGAUAAGAGCCCUGCGCCAGGCCCCCGUGGUCACCGCCGAGACCGAAGCACUGGUGGACCAGAGACCCGAUUCCCUAUUGCCAGCCCAACAUCGGCUGUCGACCGACAACGCGCCAGUCUCGGCGGAGUUAUUAAGAGACAGAGUCUUGAAGUUCCCGAGCCAGAUGGUGCUGCCCCUGUAAAUGGUGAUGCUGAGAAGGAUAGGUCUGACGCCGACUCAGAGAAGCGAGACAGCCGUGACAGCACAGGGCGUACACCUACCAAGUUUGUUGGUGGCAAGCGAGUUCCUGUGGUACCAUCGACUCCCCCUUCAGAAUCCAACCGCGGCGUGCAGCUUGAAGAUGCUCCGAUGGAGGACUAGUUUUACGACACGGAGCCAAGUUUUAGACAGCGGUUGGAGGCGGAGUUUCGGUUCUGAACCAUGACAGAUCCAAAUAGACCCACGCCUUCAUCUUUGAUCUUAAACGGAGUUGGGAUUGGUUAACAGCGGGACUGCAGGAAUAGAGGGGAGCGGCUCGGGUUGACUCGGCCGUCUAAUCUAACUUGUCAUGUGUAUGUGUUAAUGGAACAUGAGCAAAAAAGAACUAUCGGUGUACUUUUUUUCUUGUCGCUUUUCUGGAUCUGGAUCUGGAUCUGGAUCUGGGCGUGGAACUGGAACUUGAACUGGAACUGGGUCCAGUCUAUUUUUGUAUUUAUGCCGUAUCAACAUCAUGAUACGGCAGCGAUUCCCUAUUCGUUAAGAGACUUGUUUCAGGACAUUGAUCCAGCUCGGGCUUGAUGAUAUUCCUGAGACCUUGUAAAUAUUGAGCGAAAAGCGGCCUAGCACAUGAAAGGCAGGACAUGAGAAAUGAUUCAAAGACUUUUGAUACUUGUUAUUAUCUGUUUGAUCCUCCUCCUGCUGACUGAGUGCCUCUGUUCUGCUAUCGAAUGCUCGCUCACGGACUCCUGAACUAUUUGUGCUCUUCUACUCGUCUUGAAUCUCGGCAAUACGCUUCUUCUUCCUUUUCUUCUUAGCAACAGCCACUUCACCACCAGAAGCAGGAGACUCGACGCCACGAGCACUGCUAUCAUCACCGCCUUCUUCCUCCAG
Fusarium verticillioides 7600 is the source of this 4079-nucleotide messenger RNA. RefSeq lists its product as hypothetical. Gene Ontology annotation, biological process: small GTPase-mediated signal transduction; cytoskeleton organization. Gene Ontology annotation, molecular function: GTPase activator activity. The coding region runs from base 837 to 3350 and encodes 837 amino acids. Lineage: Eukaryota; Fungi; Ascomycota; Sordariomycetes; Hypocreales; Nectriaceae. The record is from RefSeq and is a predicted model, not a curated record. The transcript has 3 exons. Gene Ontology annotation, cellular component: plasma membrane; cytoplasm; division septum.